AUGAAGAAAUCAGAGAGACUUAUUUGUUUUGUUCUUCUGCUCUGUCUUCUUGAAGCAAUCCAUGCACAAACUGAAGCAGAAGCUCUGCUAAACUGGAAAAUCAGUUUAAGCUCUUCUUCUUUAACAUCAUGGACUCUCACUAGCAGCAGAAGCAGCCCUUGCAACUGGACUGGAAUUCAGUGCAAUGAAGCUGGCAGCAUUGUUGAAAUAAAUUUGGUGGAUUCAGGCCUUGAUGGAACACUCAACAGGUUUGACUUCUCUGCCUUUCCUAAUCUCUCUUCCCUCAAUCUCAAUUACAACAAUCUUGUGGGAGAAAUCCCAGUUGGGAUUGGGAAUGCAACAAAGCUCACUUUACUUGAUCUGGGAAGUAAUAACUUCACAAACCCGAUUCCCCCGGAGAUCGGGAACCUCUCAGAACUCCAAGUUCUUCUUCUCUACAACAAUUCACUCACAGGUCAAAUCCCAUAUCAGCUUAGCAACCUACAAAAAGUUUGGAAUCUCAGUUUAGGAGCAAACUAUUUAGAGAAUCCUGAUAAUGUUCAGUUUAAGGGGAUGGCAUCUUUAACAGACCUUUGGCUCUACUAUAACAAUUUGGUGGAGGUUCCCUCAUUUGUCUCAGAAUGUCCAAAGCUAAUAUCUCUAGAUUUGUCCUUCAAUCUGAUCACAGGUCAGGUUCCAGUGCAACUACUGACAGGUCUUAAGAACCUUGAGUACCUAAACCUGACCUGGAAUUCAUUUGAGGGACAAAUUCCUGCAGGUAUUAAGAAUUUUUCUAAACUUCGACACCUGAGGUUGGGAAUAAACAUGAUCAAUGGUACUAUACCAGACGAAAUUGGGUUCUUGUCGAACCUCGAAUUGCUUGAACUGCAAGAAAAUUUGUUCCAGGGACCAAUACCAUCCUCAAUAGGAAAUUUGCAGAUGCUUCAGAAUUUGAAUCUUCAUAGUGCAGGCCUGAAUUCCAGCAUCCCGAAAGAACUUAGUUCCUGUGUGAACCUUACUUUUCUUGAUCUAUCAAAAAACAACCUUACUGGUUCUUUGCCUCUUUCCAUGGCCUUCUUAACAAGGAUCGAACAGCUGGCAAUUUCAGAUAAUCAGUUAUCUGGUGAACUCCAUUCAUCCCUUUUAUCGAAUUGGACAGAACUCAUUUCGUUGCUACUCCCAAAUAACAAACUGUCUGGAGUCAUUCCUCAUGAAAUUGGUUUACUCCAAAAGCUCAAUUAUCUCUAUCUUUAUGAAAACCAGUUUUCAGGUCCCUUGCCUCCAGAACUAGGAAAUUUGUCGAAUUUGUUAGAGCUUCAAAUGUCCACCAAUUCUUUCACCGGUACCAUCCCUUCAACCAUUGGAAAUUUAUCUAAGCUUGUCAAAUUAGGCCUUUAUGAAAACCAGCUCAGUGGAAACCUUCCUCCUGAAAUAGGAAGGAUGGAAAACUUAAAAGAACUGGACUUCAGCUUCAACAAGUUGCAGGGAUCUUUGCCUUCAUCAAUAACCAGCUUGCAAAAGAUUACCAUAUUCUAUGUUACAUCUAACAACUUGUCAGGAAGCAUUCCUGAAGAUUUUGGUCCCACUCUUUUGAGAAAUGUGAGUUUCUCCAGAAACAAUUUCUCUGGAAAGCUUCCUCCUGGAAUUUGUAAUGGAGGGAACCUUGUUUACAUAGCAGCCAAUUAUAACAAACUAGUGGGACCUAUUCCAGGAAGUCUUAGGAACUGUACAGGAUUGAACCGAGUCCGGCUGGAGCAGAACCUUCUCAGUGGAAAUGUCACAGAUGCAUUUGGCGUAUACCCGAAUCUGGAAUUUAUUGGCUUGGGAUAUAACCAACUCUAUGGUGUUUUGUCAUCCAACUGGGAAAAAUGUACAAAUCUCUCAGACUUCCAGAUACCUUCCAACAUGAUAUCAGGUAACAUCCCACCAGGGCUGGGAAAACUGCCAAAUAUGCAAAAUCUCGACCUUUCUGAUAAUCAACUUACUGGGAGAAUCCCCGUGGAGCUAUUCGGUCCCUCUUCGCUUCUACUCAAAAUUAAUAUGAGCAACAAUCAGCUUUCAGAUGGGAUACCAGCAAAAAUUGGAGCAUUGGUAAAGCUGCAGUACUUGGAUUUUUCAGCAAACAAUUUAAGUGGGCCAAUACCAGAAGAACUUGGGAACUGCCAGGAACUUUUAUACUUGCAGCUGAGUAGAAAUAGACUAAAUGGCACAAUGCCAUUUCAGCUAGGAAAUCUUUUGGCGUUGCAGUAUCUCCUAGACCUCAGUCAAAAUUCAAUCACAGGAAAGAUAACCCCACAACUUGGGAAUUUAAGAAAAUUAGAAAUCUUGAAUCUUUCUCACAAUCAUCUCUCUGGUUCAAUACCUAAUGGUCUUCAGUAUCUACAAAGUCUGCAAGAUGUUGACGUGUCAUAUAAUAAUCUUGAAGGUCCUCUCCCCGAGAAUCAGGCAUUUCGAAAAGCUCCAGCAAAGUCAGUGGCAGGCAACCCUGGUCUGUGUGGAGAGAAGAGACAAGGACUGAGCCCCUGCAAUGCAGACUCUUCAACCAAAAACCAAGACAAAAACAACAGAAGGAAAUUGAUUAUUGCCAUAGCUACGUCAGUGGCUGCUUUAACCCUUCUAUUAACUUUGGUUGGGGUUUACAUUAUGUUGUGUCGUCGAUCAAGGGCUAAUCAACAUAAAAAGGACAAUAAUAUAGAAGGAAGAUCCACAUUUUCUGUAUGGAAUUACAUGAAGAGAGUUGAUUUUAAAGACAUAGUUGCUGUUACAGAGAAUUUCAAUGACAAUUAUUGCAUAGGAAGGGGUGGACAAGGAAGCGUGUACAAAGCAAUGCUGCCUACAGGUGACAUCUUUGCUGUGAAGCGUUUUCAACCAUUUGAUGAAAGUGAAAAUCCCAAGGAAAACCAGACGAAGAACUUCAUGGCUGAAAUGCAUGCACUCACUGAAAUCCGACACCGAAAUAUUAUCAAACUGUAUGGAUUCAGCUCCUACAAUGGCUCCAUGUAUUUCGUGUACGAGUAUGUAGAAAGGGGUAGCUUGAACAAGGUAAUUCAGGAGGAGGAGGGACAGAUUUCGAACUGGGAAAUCCGGUUAAAGAUUAUCAGAGGAGUGGCACAUGCACUUUCUUACCUGCACCACGACUGUUCCCCAAGAAUCGUGCACCGAGACAUAACAGGAAAUAACAUACUAUUAGACAUAGACUUGGAGCCCAAGAUAUCGGAUUUUGGAACAGCAAGGUUGCUGGGAGAGAAUGAGUCUAACUGGACAGUUCCUGUUGGCUCAUACGGUUACAUGGCACCAGAGCUUGCUUCUACAAUGAAGGUGACAGAGAAGUGUGACGUGUACAGUUUUGGCGUAGUUUCUUUAGAGCUACUCAUGGGGAAGCACCCUCAGGAACUCCUCCUAAGUCUGCAAUCUGGAGAAGACAUAGACAUGCUCUUAACUGAUGUCCUUGACAAGAGGCCUGCACCACCUGCUGGUCCAGUUGAACAAAGUCUGGUCUUAGCUACCAGCCUCUCAUUGGCUUGCAUUCAUGAAAAUCCCAUUUCUCGACCCACCAUGCAUCAAGUGGCUGCUCAACUCUCAGCAGCAUCCACACAUAUGUCUCCACCUGCAUCUUUCCAUACGCUCACAUUAAGGAACUUGAUGGAUAUGUUGUAG
Molecule: messenger RNA, 3636 nt
Organism: Prunus armeniaca (apricot)
Lineage: Eukaryota; Viridiplantae; Streptophyta; Magnoliopsida; Rosales; Rosaceae
Source: the annotation of a GenBank genome assembly